This is a messenger RNA of Rhododendron vialii, 811 nucleotides long. RefSeq names its product glutaredoxin-C4. The transcript is spliced from 4 exons. Gene Ontology annotation, molecular function: glutathione disulfide oxidoreductase activity. Lineage: Eukaryota; Viridiplantae; Streptophyta; Magnoliopsida; Ericales; Ericaceae. The coding region runs from base 135 to 563 and encodes 142 amino acids. Gene Ontology annotation, biological process: cellular response to oxidative stress. Gene Ontology annotation, cellular component: cytoplasm. The record is from RefSeq and is a predicted model, not a curated record.
UUCAAAAAUCAGCAACUAACCCCAAGUUUGAGAAAAGUUUUUCUUGAGGCCUUCAGCAAUAAAAACCCCAAACAAAUACCAGUGCCUUCGUGGGUUGGAAGUCAUAUACAGCAGCAGCAGAAGCUGUGUGGAAAAUGGUGAAACUCUUCUCCUCCUCAACGUCGAUGUCCAAAUUCAUCAUCAUUCUGUCUGUAUCCUUUCUUUGCUCACCAUUAACAUCUGAAGCUGCUGCAUCUUCCUCCUCCCCAGCUGCCUUCGUCAAGAAGACCAUUUCUUCUCACUCCAUCGUCAUCUUCUCCAAAUCCUACUGCCCGUACUGCAGAAAGGCAAAAGCUGUCUUCAAAGAGUUGAACCAAGCACCAUAUGUUGUUGAGCUUGAUGAGAGAGAUGAUGGGUGGAACAUCCAGGAUGCCCUGAGUGAGAUUGUAGGGAGGCGUACUGUGCCUCAGGUGUUCAUCAAUGGAAAGCACAUUGGCGGCUCAGAUGAUACUGUUGAAGCGUUUGAAAGCGGUGAAUUGGCAAAGCUUUUAGGUGUUGCCCCAAAGGAUAAGGAUGACCUCUAAGCCAAAAAUCAAGUGUCUGUUUCCUUUGUUCUCGUACUUUUUGUAGGGUAGUGAUGUAAAAGACUGUAUACUAGUAUUCUGUGAUGAGUUAUCAUUGUAGCUUUCAACCGGUAUUUACGAACAACCGUACUUCAUGUAUCCUUUUAAGAAACCGUCUCAUCGUAAUUUUCAGACCAAAACUCAAAUUACUUGUAGACUUGCAUUGCAAGAGAAUUGAAAUGUUUUAAGGAAUAAAAGAUGACUAUCAA